Molecule: messenger RNA, 1101 nt
Organism: Ceutorhynchus assimilis (cabbage seed weevil)
Lineage: Eukaryota; Metazoa; Arthropoda; Insecta; Coleoptera; Curculionidae
Source: the annotation of a GenBank genome assembly
AUGGGCAGAUUGGGCAGUAAAAGUGAAGAAAACGCAGCCACGGCACCGCCAACCGUGCACCAUUACAACGUACGCUAUACGAAGCUGAAGGACGACGAUUAUUGUGAAAGUCCUGAACAAGUUAUGCCAGGUUUCGAGGGCUACAUAUCGUUCAGUUGCAGACAGUGCGGACAUUUGCAAUUGUUUCAGGGUGCAGAACUAGAAAUGAUCCUCGGCAAAUCCUUAAAAAUGGCCUUUAGGUCCAACAAGAAGGACCAGCAACAACAACAGACAGGUUUUGAACAACAAAAGAACAACAUCCCUAUGACUUCUUCACGGUACCAAGAAACCCCAGACGAUUCCGCCAUAGGUAUUCCAGUAGUACCGCCAGGUCCUGCUCGAUAUACUCUGAGCAGUGACGAGAGUAACUCACCAACUCAACUGAACCAAUUCAAACGCAUAGUAGAAAAACCAUCUUUGAUGAAACGAAUAGGCAAGGGGUUUGUUCUAACAGGAAGCGACGAAGAAGGUUAUCCUUUGGUCAGCGAUGGCAGUUCUAGCAUACCUGGAAGUCAAAGUAAUAUUUCGUUGUUCAACAAUGACCAAGCAAGUGGCGAGGCUCCUACAUUGAAACUAGGCGACUUCAAAAUUCCAAAACAACUAAACUUCAGCGAUCAAUACGCCGAAAGCGAAACAUCGACUGAGGAAAUUGAACUCAGAAGUCAAGCUCACAGAAGAGAGGCUAAUUUGAGGAUGGCGCCUUGGUACCAAGAAGGCAUCCCAAGGGAAAUCGCCUUGGAAAUAUUAUCGCAAGAACCUAUAGGGUCGUUCAUGGUGCGAAAAAGUACCACCAAAGCUGGAUGUUUUGCUUUGAGUGUUCGAGUACCGCGCAGCUUUCAACCUAGAGGAAUUGCCCAUUAUCUUAUAAUGAGAAGCUCCAAAGGAUAUAAAAUAAAAGGCUUCACUAAAGACUUUCCUACAUUAGCCUCCUUAAUAGCCCAUCACUCGGUUAUGCCAGAACUGCUUCCGUGUCCUUUGUCUUUGAGCAGGUACCAUCCUGUCUGUGUUAUUUCGGAUUGUAGAAGGGAAUUUGCUGAUAUAGAACCGGAACCUGAUGAUUGA